UGAACCAUCUGUCUGGCAGAAUUCCUGAAAAAAUCGGGAAUUUACACAUGUUAGAAUCACUUGAUCUCUCAAUGAAUGAGCUAUCUGGUCCUAUUCCUAAAAGCUUGUCUUCUUUGAACUUCUUAAGUCGCUUGAAUUUGUCAUUCAACAACUUGUCUGGAAAGAUUCCAAAUGGGAAUCAACUUCAAACACUUCAUGACUCUUCUAUCUACGAAGGUAAUGCUUUACUCUGUGGACCUCCUCUUUCGACCAAGUGUUCAGAAGACGAAAUUAGACCGAGAGUAAAACCAAAUGGUGGUAAUAGAGUAGCCAACAAAAAUGGAAAGGGAAUUGAGUCAAUCUUGUUCUACAUUAGCAUGGCAGCUGGAUUUAUUGUUGGAUUUUGGGGAGUUUGUGGAACACUGAUUAUCAAAACUUCAUGGAGACAAGCUUACUUCAGAAGCUUUGAUAAAUUGAAAGACAAGAUUGUUGUGCUCGUUAUGAUCAAAAUUGUUCACUUGCGACGGAAGUUCAAGUCGGAGAGAAGUUGAGGCUAUAGGCAUUGGAGCUUU
Molecule: messenger RNA, 551 nt
Organism: Alnus glutinosa
Lineage: Eukaryota; Viridiplantae; Streptophyta; Magnoliopsida; Fagales; Betulaceae
Product: receptor-like protein EIX2
Exons: 1
Coding region: 48-530 (160 amino acids)
Molecular function (GO): protein binding
Source: RefSeq, a predicted model, not a curated record